GUGAUCUAAUAUAUUUAUGAUGUCACUUUUUAAAAAACUAACAUAAUUAUUCUUUCAUUUUGUUUUUGCUUAUAAGUGAUAUUGAAAAACGGAAAUUUUGUUUUUAGGGGACGGCGCUAUAUGCGGAGCGCGCAGUACCUCAACCAAAUUAAUCCCGCCCAAAUUAAUACCUCAAUCUAAUUAAUCCCGCCCAAAUAAACCCGCGCGAUGAAACCUCUUUGCAUCCUCUCUCUCUCUCUCUCUCUCUCUUGACGAUCUGGUACUAGCUUGCUCCCACUCUCAGCCUCCUUAUCAGAACAGAUAACAUUACUUCCGCAAGGCAAGGCCAAUAUCUUUUCAUAGUAGUCGAGGAGGGGUUUGACAUCGUGUGGCGGCCUGUGAUAUUUGCCGUUGAUUGAUCUUGGUCACUGGCCACUUGCUCCGCCAUUGUUUUGGUCACCGAUUGGCUCGAUAUCAAACAGUGUUGAUUGAAUUGCUCUCAGAGGUCUCGUCUCGAUUGUCAAGAUCAAUCAUCUAGUUGGAAGAGAAAUCUAGGUGCUCACUGUUGUUGAAGAGCUCCAUUAGAUCCAAAUACACUUCUUGGGUUUUUCUUGUUACUAAGGGGACAAAAAACCUACCUAAUUGGAUAGAUCCUGGAUGCUCAAGGAUCGAAGAUCAAAAGACUAUGAGAAUGGGGUUGAACAUUUUUUGAACACUGCUGUGAUACAUGCGAGUGAUCCUCAAUCCAUCCGAUGUCCAUGUAGGCUGUGUGGGAAUUUGAAAUGCCAACCUGUUGAAGAGAUUAGAAAUCAUCUAUUUUUCAAUGGUAUCGACCAAAGUUAUCUUACAUGGAUUUGGCAUGGAGAAGCGGCUACCGAUAGAGCCUUGCCAUUUGUAAACACAAAAGAUAUUCCUGAUCAAGAAGUUGACAUAUCGCCCUUACGUGAUACAGCACAAGCUGUAGAAAUGGUUGAAGCUGCAUACAAUCAUUGCAUCGCUGAUCCUAAGGAGUUCAGAAAAUUGAUCGAAGAUGCAGAAAAACCUUUGUUUCCUGGUUGCAAAAAGUACUCGAAAUUAUCUUGUUUGGUCAGAUUGUUUAAAUUCAAAGCUAACAAUGGGUUGCCUAACAAAGGGUUUUUGGAAUUGCUAGAGAUAAUUGGUGACUUUUUACCAGACAAUAAUGAGGUACCGCCAACCGUAUAUGAGGCUAUGAAGACCAUGACUGUAUUGGGAAUGGGGUAUGAGAAAAUACAUGCAUGUCCUAAUGAUUGUAUACUCUACAGAAAGGAGUUCCAAGAUUUAGCUUCAUGUCCAACAUGUAACACAUCAAGAUGGAAGUUGAAGAAAAAAUCAAAUGAACCAAGGAUAGGCGUGCCAUCGAAAGUUUUGUGGUAUCUUCCACCUAUCCCAAGGUUUCAAAGAAUGUUUCAGUCGCCAAAAAUAGCAAAGGACUUGACAUGGUAUGAUGAUCAAAGAGUUUCUGAUGGCCAAUUACGUCACCCAUCAGACUCUCCGUCAUGGAAAUUAGUCGACCACAAGUGGCCAGAUUUUGCUGCGGAGCCUCGAAACCUUCGGUUAGCUCUUUCUGCAGACGGAAUAAAUCCACAUAGUUCCUUUAGUAGUCGCUAUAGUUGUUGGCUUGUUAUACUGGUUAUCUACAAUCUUCCGCCUUGGUUGUGCAUGAAGAGAAAAUUUAUGAUGUUAUCAUUGUUGAUAUCUGGUCCGGCUCAACCUGGUAAUGACAUUGAUGUUUUCCUUGCACCAUUGAUUGAUGACUUGAAAAUAUUGUGGAAGGUUGGUGUUGAAGCUUAUGAUGCUUACCGAAAACAACAUUUUACAUUGAGGGCCGUACUCUUAUGGACAAUUAACGAUUUUCCCGUGCUUGGGAAUUUGAGCGGUUGCAUAACGGAGGGAUAUUAUGCAUGCCCAAUUUGAAGCGAAGGAACAGAUUCUCAAAGAUUAAAGCGUGGUAGGAAGAACAUUUAUGCCGGCCAUAGAAAAUUUCUUCCACGCUACCAUCCGUAUCGAAGGCAAAAGAAAGCAUUUCAUGGCGAGCAAGAGUUUCGAGAAGCUCCGAAACCAUUAAAUGGAGAAGAAGUGUUAAAGAAGGUAGAAGGGAUUGAAAUUCUUUGGGGGAAGAAAAAUAAAAAGAAGCCCUCAGAUAUUGGUACUAGUUGGAAGAAGAAGUCAAUUUUUUUUGAACUUGAAUAUUGGAAGUACUUGUAUAUCCGACACAUUUUAGAUGUUACGCAUAUAGAGAAGAAUCUGUUGGAGAGCAUCAUUGGUACGCUACUUAAUAUUCCAGGCAAAACAAAGGAUGGAGUUAAUUCUCGUCUAGAUGUUAUAGAGAAAGGCCUACGGGAAGAGUUGGCACCGGUAAUUGGAGAGAAGCGAACGUACCUACCUCCGACAUGUUAUACAUUGUCUAGGGAGGAGAAGAAAAUAUUUUGCACAACAUUGUUAGAACUCAAAGUCCCUGAUGGGUACUCUUCGAAUAUUAGAAGUAAGGUCUCGAUGUCAGAUCUAAAGCUUUAUGGUCUCAAGUCACAUGACUAUCAUGUACUGAUGCAACAGUUGCUACCUUUGGUACUACGUUCUGUGUUGCCUAAAGAAGUGAAAUAUGCCAUCACAAGAUUAUGUUUCUUUUUCAAUGCUAUUUGUAGCAAAGUGGUGGAUGUGCCGAAAUUAGAAAAACUUCAAUCAGAUCUUUUGAUUACAUUAUGCUUAUUUGAAAAGUACUUUCCGCCGUCAUUCUUUGAUAUCAUGGUUCAUUUGACGGUACAUCUUGUCAGAGAAGUACGACUUUGUCGACCUGUUCACUUUCGAUGGAUGUAUCCAUUUGAGAGGUACAUGAAGGUCUUAAAGGGUUAUGUGUGUAAUCGUAAUCGUCCGGAGGGUUGCAUUGCUGAAAGCUACAUUGCAGAAGAAGGUGUUGAGUUUUGCUCAGAUUACUUAUCUGGGAUGGAUUCUAUUGGGGUUCCUGUGGAUAGAAACACGACUUUCGAGGAUUCAGCAAUUGGAAGGUCUUUACCUGGUGGUCGUGUUACUGCCAUUGAUCGUGAAGAAUGGGAGCAAGCUCAUCGUUAUGUGUUAGAAAACACAAAUGAAGUUCAACCGUACAUUGAAGAGCAUAUGGCAUUCUUGAAGGAACAUCAGCCUCGUCAAUCAAAAAGUCAAACGUGGCUACAAAUUGAGCACAAUAAAAAAUUUAUAUAUUGGCUCCGUGAAAAGGUACAAUAACCCUUAAUAUUUGUCAAUUCAGUUUUGUAUAUCAUUAACAAACUUACCGUUGACCAACUUGACUAAUCAUUUAACUGUAUGCAAGUUGCUGAUGAGCUAAAUAGUAACAAAAAGCAUAUUUCCAAUACCCUAAAGUGGAUAGCACAAGGUCCCCAUUUUGAUGUGAUCAAAUACUCCGGCUACAUCAUAAAUGGUUAUCGUUUUCACACAAAAGAUCGUGAUAAUUCACGAGUCACCCAGAAUAGUGGAGUUAGCUUGGUGGCAAUAGCAAUGCAAGUUACUAAUA
Messenger RNA from Rhododendron vialii, 3505 nucleotides. RefSeq lists its product as uncharacterized. The record is from RefSeq and is a predicted model, not a curated record. The coding region runs from base 637 to 1914 and encodes 425 amino acids. The transcript is spliced from 5 exons. Lineage: Eukaryota; Viridiplantae; Streptophyta; Magnoliopsida; Ericales; Ericaceae.